Protobothrops mucrosquamatus (brown spotted pit viper) is the source of this 786-nucleotide messenger RNA. Its product is annotated as chemokine-like receptor 1. Lineage: Eukaryota; Metazoa; Chordata; Lepidosauria; Squamata; Viperidae. The transcript has a single exon. The annotation marks the transcript as partial. Gene Ontology annotation, biological process: inflammatory response; phospholipase C-activating G protein-coupled receptor signaling pathway; positive regulation of cytosolic calcium ion concentration. Gene Ontology annotation, molecular function: complement receptor activity; N-formyl peptide receptor activity. The record is from RefSeq and is a predicted model, not a curated record. Gene Ontology annotation, cellular component: plasma membrane.
GGCUUCCACUGGCCCUUUGGGAAGGUGCUGUGUAAACUCAUCAGCACGGUGGCCUUCCUCAACAUGUUCGCCAGCGUCUUCCUCCUCACCAUCAUCAGCAUGGACCGCUGUGUCUCUGUAAUGUGCCCCGUCUGGGCCCAGAACCAUCGGACACCUCAACUGGCUUCUCUGGUGGCCCUGGGCAUUUGGAUAGCUGCCUUGGCCCUCAGUUCCCCUUAUUUUGUCUUCCGGGAUCUUAAAGGCUCUCCUGGGGAAGAGAACAUCACUCACUGCUACAACAACUUUGCCUUAUCAGACAGUUUCCAGUCAGAGGAGGUUGUUAAGCUGGGAGAGUAUCGUGCUCAAGCCUUGGUGAUGACCCGUUUUGUGGCUGGAUUCUUAGUGCCGUUCGUCAUCAUUCUUUUUUGCUACGGCAUUAUCACAGUCAGGCUGAAGGGGACUCGGCUCACCCGCUCAACCAGGCCCUUCAAGAUCAUGGUGGCCGUGGUUGUGACCUUCUUCCUCUGCUGGUUCCCUUAUCAUGUCUUUUCCUUCUUGGAGAUGUCCGCUGCCAGGGUAACACCUGGACUACAGACCUUUCUGAUGGUGGGAAUACCCUUGGCUUCAAGCCUGGCUUAUCUCAACAGCUGCCUGAACCCUUUCCUGUAUGUCUUUGUGGGACAGGACUUCAGGGAGAAGCUACGGACGUCUAUUUUGGCUGCUCUGGAGAGUGCUUUCAGUGAGACCACAGGGCAGACCUUAACCAAGAGCAAAUCCAGUGUGGAGGUAGAGUGUCACACCCUUUAA